AUGCUCGUCGAUGGAGCUUCUUCUUCUCCUCCAACGUCUUCUUCGAUUCUAGUAUUGCCAACAAUUCUAUGUCACCUUUUUGAUGCAUGCUCUCGUGGAGCACCUCCAACAAUCCAACAACCAUCAAUGUCGAGUGCAGUGGCUCUUCUGGGUCAGGACGUCGAUUUUACGUGUAUCGUGAAUGAUCUUGGAAGUCAUAUGGUAGCAUUCGUCAAAGCCGACUCACCGCCACGAUUGCUCUCGUUCGAUGAGAAAGUUUUUCGGCGAAGGGACAAGUACGAAUUGAAGCCACGUCUUGGGGAUCUGCAUAACGAAUGGGUUCUGACGAUUAAAAAUGUUCAGGAAUCCGAUCGUGGAAACUAUUCAUGCCAAAUCAACACGGAACCGAUUAUUCUCUCAACUGGGGAGCUUGAUGUGAAAGUGCCACCAAUCGUCUCACGCAGUACACCGGCAGCAGUCGAAGUUCGUGAAGGGAACAACGUGAGUCUGACAUGCAAAGCAGACGGAAAUCCGACUCCAACAGUCAUCUGGAGACGUCAGGAUCGUCAAAUAAUCCGCUACAACGGUGCCACUGGAUUCGGAGCGAGCGUAUUCCAUGGACCAAUCCUACAUCUGACCAAAGUUUCGAGAAAACAUAUGAGUGAAUAUGUGUGUGUGGCAAGCAAUGGAAUACCUCCAGACGAAUCUUGGACUGUCAAACUUCUUGUUACUUUUGCUCCAUUGGUACAAGCCCAAUCUGUAACAGUUCAAGCAAGUGUUGGAUCAAUGGCAAGGAUGGUUUGUACCACAGAAGCGUGGCCGAGACCAGAAAUGGGAUGGGAAAAGGAUGGAGAACCGAUUUAUGAAAGCAACAAUGUCGCAAUGACACACACUGUCUCUGGUCAAUACCACAGUGUCCACAUUCUGGAAAUCAGAAACGUCCAGAAUUCGCAUUUCGGAGUUUAUCGAUGUGUUGCCAAAAACGAUAAUGGAAUCCAUCACUCACAAGUCACCCUAAAUCAAAUCUCCCACAAUCAUUUCUCUCACUCGAACCUCAUUCCAGAAGAUUCUCAAGAAGUUCCAUCGUCACCUUCACAAUUGGAGUUCUACUCGCAAGCACGACGACACGAAUCCCGAAAUGCUCCGACCACACAUUCAGAACUUCGUGCAAUUCAAAUGGAUUCUGCAAGUCUACCAUCCCUUCUUUUCAUCUCAAUAAUUACAAUCUUUUUCAACUUCUACGGGUUUUAA
Caenorhabditis briggsae is the source of this 1230-nucleotide messenger RNA. RefSeq names its product Protein CBR-RIG-5 (gene Cbr-rig-5). Gene Ontology annotation, cellular component: neuron projection. The coding region runs from base 1 to 1230 and encodes 409 amino acids. The transcript is spliced from 11 exons. The record is from RefSeq and is a predicted model, not a curated record. NCBI's taxonomy places the organism in Eukaryota, Metazoa, Nematoda, Chromadorea, Rhabditida, Rhabditidae.